Gongylonema pulchrum is the source of this 294-nucleotide messenger RNA. Lineage: Eukaryota; Metazoa; Nematoda; Chromadorea; Rhabditida; Gongylonematidae. The record is from the annotation of a GenBank genome assembly.
UGCUGGGGCGGCUGUUCGUGGGGAAAAGGAUGCCGUGGAUGUGACAGCAGCAGUGAGGAACGUCCGCGCUAUCACCAUCAUCAUCACUACCGUCCACCACCGCCACCACCCCCAGUGCCAAUUCCUUUCCCAAUGCCAAUGCCUAUGCCUGUGCCUGUACCCCCAGUUCCUGAGCCCCCUCCUCCUCCUCCUCCUGAGCCCCCAAUGCCUGAACCACCACCACCACCGCCUGUCGGAGGUGAUACCGGCGGCGGACCUGGACGUGGAUGCAGAGCAUAUCUAGAUUGUACCUGA